Cricetulus griseus (Chinese hamster) is the source of this 7316-nucleotide messenger RNA. Lineage: Eukaryota; Metazoa; Chordata; Mammalia; Rodentia; Cricetidae. The record is from RefSeq and is a predicted model, not a curated record.
UUUAAGAUAAAUAAUAAAGCAAUCGAUCUUUUCCUUGUAACUGAAAAAAUGCAGCCUGCCAGCAAAAGAACUGGCUGAGAAAAGUAUCUUGCAUGCUUAAUCUAUAAGAAGUUGCUUGGACAUGAAUGUGUGUGGGGUUUUGGAGAUAAUUUGUUUUUCACCUGUAAUACAUGAUAUAAUCGUGUAAGGGAAAUGGGAAACAUGCUUUUUUUUUUUUUUUUUUCUUUCUUGUAUUCACUGCAGUUGUUCACUUGAAAAAUAGAAUGUCACCACAGUGUAAUUUUUAUACUGCUUGAAAGAUUCUGACUGGGCAAAUAAGCUGUAAGGGAUAUAAAUUAAGAAUACACAGAAGGGAUACAUCUGGAUAGAGUGGGACUCCUGGGUGUCAAUGAGCGUGCUUGGCUUAGAGUCAUAUGAAUGUCACCUGCCUUACUUCCUUCUCUGACCCUGGGAUACAGAAAAUCCAUCAGCAGGUUUCCACAGCUGGAUUGUCUGCUAGACCAGAUUGUCACCAGUGAUCCAGAGGCUUGUUUGGGUGGUCAAGGUCUCAUCGACUAACUGGUUUUCACUGAGCAGCAAUGGAGCAUCGUGAGUUGUUUCGCUGCGUGUCAAGACAAUGGUUGGUUCUGAAACUUGUCUGAAGAGGUUCAAAGUAGUGUCUAGAUGUGCCAUUGUCACAGGAGGACAGGCAACAAGACAGCUGCCUGUUGCCCUGCAGUUUGAAGGGGGACUGCAUGGCCAGCAGCCCUCACUGAAGAGGUGACCAUGAGUAUCCCACUGGCUCCAAAGAAACACUGUUUCAGUCAGUUGCGAGAGCACCAAGAUCGGGCAAAAAACAAUAACGAGAGCAUUCUAAGCAUGGGAGAUACAAAUGCCAAUCAAAUCAUGUUGGAGGUCAGCUCCCCGAAUGAUGAGCCCAGGACACGUGAUCUGGAUGAUGAAAUUGGAAAUGCAAAUGUGAGCAGGCCACAGUACCACAGCCACUCCCAGAAGCAGCCCCCUCAACCUCAGGGCUUUGGGAAAGGGGCUCAGGCUGCCUCCACCAGCCAGAGGGAUUUUCAUCCUUCUCUGGUUGUUCAUAGACAACCGAGUGAAGAACACACAGUGAAAAGAGCUAUCCUGCAGACCCCCCAGAGUGUCCAGGGACCAGGUCUAGCCAGUUGGAGGAAUGCAGUGGGUCAGGCCAGUCUAGAGGGUUCAGCUAAAAGGGAUGCUGAAGUUCCCCGACACAUUCCCAAGGACAAGUUGGCAAAGACCCUUGACAAUGAAGAGCUGAAAAGAGCCAGCAGCUCAGCAGCUUCAGCUGGCAGUCUCAUUUGGGAGAAUUUGCAGCCCAUGCGGCUGGACACCUCAGAGCCACAGGGCCUUGUGCCUGGGCGUGGGGAGGGGCCACAGGGGACAUUGGCUGGUCACACUCCAGGGACAGUCUUAUCUGUAGGUGAGGGUACCUCAGCGGGGAGGUGUGUAUGUCCUCCUAAACCAUCUACCUCAGAAGCCAGGGGGUCCAUCCCAUCAGUCACCAAGAUGGAGGGGACACAUGGCCUGGACCUUUACAGCGAGUGCAUCCCUCACCCAGAAUCGACUCCCAAUUCAGCUUCAGCAUUGAUGGAAAUUCCCAGCCCCAGUCACCCGGAAGUGUUCGUAGGCCAAGGAACAGGGGAGCUCAAAGUGGAGCGCAAAUACCUUCAACCCAGGAAUGAGCAGGGGCUAAAGUCAUCCCAGGCACAGGGUCUGGGAUGUCACGAGGAGAAAAGUAUGUCACCUGUGGAGAGGAAGGAGCUACAUGAGAAGACACAUCAAGAAGCCACCAGUCAAUUGAACAGCAGCCACCACCAGCUUAAAGUGGGAGAAGGCAGCGGCCUGGAAGAAAUGAUGGGAGUCAGUGCUGGUGUGGAGGGGUUUCAGCAAGCCACCCCAGCGCAGAGCACUGCUCCUGGAGAGGGAGGUACUAGACUCACUGGUAAAACGUCACCAGGCGCCUUAGGUAGGACCAUGAGGGAAACAGCAUCCAGCGACUUUGCACCCAGCGAUGGCCACAUAGCUUGUGUUCUCCGUGAUACUGAGAGCAUCUCCUCUGAGGUCAGUAGGGAGGAGAGGAGUCAGGGUAGCCAGAAUGGAGGCAGUGCCAAGGCAUUGGCCGCAGGUCCCUCUGUGGGAGGGAACAGAGCUGAGGCCCCUGAGCUCUUGGGCCCGCACAGCGGCAACUCAGAAGCCAGAAAAGGCAGAGAGACAGCGACACCUGUAGCUGAAGAUAGGAACCGUCUAGAAAACGCAGCCCAAACCGAAGUCGCUCCAGCUGGAGGAGAUUCAGUUUUCAGCACCUCAGCUCCCCUCCACCCAGAGACAACUGUGAACUUGACUCACCACCCCACUCCUCAAGGUAGCAGUUCUCAGUUCAGCGUGGACACGGGCUCAACCCUGGUGGCCUUGCCACCCACUGAUGGUGGGCAGGUGUUGAACACAUCCCUGAAAGUGCCCGAUAAGAGCACCUGCCCCAGUGGGAUCCCCAAGCCUCUUUCACAUCCCAAGGACGCACCUUCCUCCCAGGAAGCAACCGAGAAACUCGAGAUGGAGAAAGUGGAAGAAAGGACAGAGACAAAGCCGGUCCUUAUGCCGAAGCCCAAACAUGUGAGGCCCAAGAUCAUCACUUACAUCCGUAGGAACCCUCAGGCACUGGGUCAGGGGGAUGCCUCACUGGUCCCCGUGGGGCUUCCAUAUGCCCCUCCUUCAUGUGGCAUGCCUCUUCCACAAGAGGAGAAGACAGCGAACCGUGACCUUCAGCCAUCUGCCAACAUGUAUGAGAAAUUCAAGCCUGACUUGCAGAAGCCGAGGGUCUUCCCCUCUGGACUGAUGGUGUCUGGGAUCAAGCCCCCAGGGCAUCAUUUCAGUCAGAUGAGUGAGAAGUUUCUGCAGGAGGUCACGGACCACCCUGGGAAAGAAGAAUUUUGCUCACCUCCUUACACUCAUUAUGAGGUCCCCCCCACUUUCUAUCGCUCUGCCAUGCUCCUUAAGCCCCAGUUGGGACUGGGUGCAAUGUCACGUCUCCCAUCCACCAAGAGCAGGAUUCUGAUUGCAAGUCAGAGGUCUUCAGCAAGUGCCAUCCAUCCACCCGGACCGAUAACAACAGCUGCCAGUUUCUACGGUUCUGAUCCUUCAGAUCUCAAGAAAACCUCCAAUUCAAAUGCUGCAAAAUCCAGUCUACCAAAAUCUGGGCUCCGUCCUCCUGGUUACUCACGUCUCCCAGCAGCUAAGCUGGCGGCCUUCGGCUUCGUGAGGAGCUCCAGUGUCUCUGCAGUGCCCAGCACCCAGUCCAUGGACACUGUGCAGCCGGAGCAGAGCCGGCCGGCCACCCGUUCAGCCUUUGGGAAUGAAGAGCAGCCACCUCUGAAGCCAGCUCCACCUUCUAAGGACACACCUAAGGGAACUGGCCGGGCGGCCCCUACACCUUCCUCCAAUGCAGCAACACCACGCAGGAGUUUACUUCCGGCACCAAAAUCCACUUCCAUGCCUGCUGGAACGAAGAAAGAAGCACAGAAAGACCCAGAUGCUAACAAACCUGCUGUGUCGUCUCCCAAGAGAACAGCAGCUUCUUCCACCAAGCUUCACUCACCAGGGUACCCAAAGCAGAGGACCACUGCUUCUCGAAAUGGGAUCACACCCAAGCCUGACCUGCAGGCCCGAGAGGCAGAGCGGCAGCUGGCGCAGAGACUAAGGGACAGGUGUGAGUGGCAGGCCAGGCAGCUGGGCCUGGCUAGAGGGGAGCUGAAGAAGGCCAUCCGAGGCUUCGACGCCCUGGCUGUGUCUACUCAACAUUUCUUUGGAAAGAGUGAAAGUGCCCUUUCAAAGGAAAAAGAGCUGUCAAUCGAACUUGCAAACAUCAGGGAUGAAGUUGCCUUCAACACCGCCAAGUGUGAGAAACUGCAGAAGGAGAAGGAGGCGCUGGAGAGGCGGUUCGAGGAGGAGCUGAGGAGGCUGGGCUGGCAGCAGCAGGCCGAAGUGCAGGAGCUGCAGGAGCGGCUACAGCAACAGUUCCAGGCGGAGAGCGCGCACCUGCAGGCGGAGCACCAGGACCAGCUGCUGCGCAUGCGCUGCCAGCACCAGGAGCAGGUGGAAGACAUCACUGCCAGCCACGAGGCUGCUCUGCUGGAGAUGGAAAAUAACCACACAGUUGCCAUCACGAUCCUGCAGGAUGACCAUGACCACAAAGUUCAAGAAUUGAUGGCUACCCAUGAAUUUGAGAAGAAGGAAUUGGAAGAAAACUUUGAAAAACUUCGACUGUCAUUACAGGACCAGGUGGACACGCUGACUUUUCAGAGCCAAUCUCUGCGGGACAGAGCCCAGCGUUUUGAGGAAGCGCUGAGGAAGACCACGGAGGAACAGCUGGAGAUUGCAUUGGCUCCGUAUCAGCACCUGGAAGAAGAUAUGCAGAGCCUGAAGCAGGUGUUGGAGAUGAAGAACCAGCAAAUCCACCUGCAGGAGAAGAAGAUCAUAGAGCUGGAAAAGCUGGUGGAGAAGAAUAUCAUCCUAGAAGAAAAGAUCCAAGUUCUCCAGCAGCAGAAUGAAGACCUCAAAGCCAGGAUUGACCAGAACACAGUUGUCACCAGACAACUGUCAGAGGAAAAUGCUAAUCUCCAGGAAUACGUGGAGAAAGAGACCCAGGAAAAGAAGAGACUGAGCAGAACCAAUGAAGAACUACUUUGGAAACUCCAAACAGGGGACCCAACCAGCCCGAUUAAAUUGUCCCCGACAUCCCCGGUGUACAGAGGCUCUUCCUCUGGACCCUCCUCUCCAGCCAGAGUCAGCACCACACCUAGAUGACAUCGCUUUGCCACCUACAGGAGCUCAGGCUUCUGUCCAUCGGAGGGAGUGCUGGCCAGGUGCUGGUGGCCGCCCUGUGCGCAUGCUCAGUAGCUGCAUAUACAUCUUAGCAGCGUCCUCUCUGACCCCUGUGUGAGACCGUCCUGGUAUUGGUUGGCACUUAGAAAGGUGUAGGCAGCAGAGUCCUGUGUCCAAAAAUGUUUUAGUGUAGUUAGAGGCAAAAGAGAAGCAACUCCCAUUGUUCUUGAGAGAUGAACUUUCACAACAAAGGUAUAGGUCAGUUGCAAACAGCUCCGUUUUGAAUGCACAGAACCCUCCUUGUACUACCGCUUGGGUAUAUUCAGACAUGUGGGUAUACACAUGUGGCGAUUCUGAAUUGCAUUUUUUAUAACAUGAUGCGCUGACAUAUUUUAGUGACGGUCAGCAGUUUUGUAAGUUGUGCCUAAGAAUUAUUGGGAAAUGAACGUGCAUUUCUAUCUAGUUUCCUGAAAAUAUUUCUACCCAAAAUAGAGAAGAAAAAAAUGAAAAAAAAAAAAAAAGGUAGAAGCACGUCUAUCUGCCGCCAGGUGAUACCCUGCUUAACAUAAACACCAGCGAUUUGUAGACGGUAACUGCCUUUGGAGCAAUUAGCUUCUUAGUCCAUGUGAGGUGGGGUCCCUGUUACCACAUUGCAGGAUUUAAUUGUGCCCCCUCCCAUCCUGAGAGAUGAAACGUAACAGGGGAAACACUGACGGGUCGAGUGGUUUGGCCCAUGUUUUUCCCCUUAGUAAUUCAUUAUGGUUUUGAAAACACCAAUUUAGCUUUCUCCCACCCCCUAAACAGCAUCUUGGAGUUCAUCAUCAAGCUAUUAUUGCAAUCUCAGGAAGACACGGAGGAGUGUGACCUUUGUAGUAAGGAUGAGCAUGAACUUGGAGAAAAUCAAGACCGUGCAUAGCCCAUCCUAAUGAAGGAAGAAUGCUCAUAGGGGCCAUGUUUGACCAGGCACAGAAUAAGGACGUGUCUUCCGGUCAUUGCCCUUCACGGGCAACACUCCCCAUCUUCAGUUUGAUUCUUUGACUCAGCCCCAUCAGCACACAUCAAGAUGGCUCAGGGGUUCUAGUCAGGGCUUCCAGAAACCAACCUUUCUGUCUGGGGAUGGGGGUUGGGGGAGCCGGUUCUAAAGGUGCUAGAUCAUGUCCUUUCUGAUGGAGGGUCACCAGGGCUGCACCUGGCUGUGGUCCCAUCUUAAUCCCAAAAGGCCCUCCCAAAUAAGGGAGGCCAGUGUAACAGCCAGCCAGUGGCCAGCAGCCGCUGGACUGGUCUUUGUCUCUAAGACGGUAGAAUUAGAACAUGAAAGGUAUUCAUGUAGUGCUAUGGAAGAUUAGAAGCAUGAUCCACAGAAGAGAAGUAGUUGUAUCAGUCAAUUCAGUGGUGAUAAUGAUACCUUUGUUUCCUUAUGUGACAAAGACCCUUCACUUCCUAAGCAUGGGCCUGUCUGAGCAUGCCCUAGAUGAGAAGAGCCAUUGAACCAGGAAGAAACUGCCUGGGGACGGUGUCAUCUUGUCCAAGGACACUGAGGCAAAUGUGGUCUGCAUCCCUCCUGUGGCUCCAAGUUGGGCUUCCUGGUCUCAAGUGCAUCUGACUAUAGCAACCUCCAAGGGUCUUGCCCAUUCUGGAGACGUACACAGUAGAUACACAUUGAAGAAAACAGGUCCUCUUCCUUUGGCUCUGCAUGAUACUGGGAUACUGAGUUGGGCAUUCCAUAAGAGUAGCUCAUGCCUGUCAGUUCAAUGCACAGUUCUUUAUCCUUUUAGCAGGCACAACCUGCAGACAUAAUUUGGGUGGCUGCUUAGCUCUCCAAAUUAGGACCCGCCUCCACAGCUGUACCUGCUGAUGGCGGGUGCUCAGCAAUACAGACUUUGAUGUGAGUAUAGAAUGUGGUACAGUAUGUUAGGCUGUUGUGGUCCAAGUGAUAGCAGUGUUAGAACUAUGUACCCUCGUUAGGUGGACUAGAGCUUUGCCCUAAUCAGCCUCGACCUUGGGCACUUGAACAAAUUUCCCCAUGGCCCUGGCUUUGUUUCUCCAUCACAGACACCUCUCACGUAUGGUGCCCCACUUGAACUGAGUCCUGAGAUCCGGGUGGCCAGAGCUGCUGUGCCUCUUCCAUGAUCCUUCUGUCUCCAUGCUGCUAUGACCUGGACCUCUCAGCGUGGGAAUCUGUGUCUGUCCUCGUCCCUAGGCUAGGACACUGUGUCCUCCCCUCCUGCCACAGAUGGACCUGUCAAACACUUGUAGGGUCUUUAUGGAGUCAGGAGAUCCUCCUGGCCUGCCCCUACUCACUUGCCAUGGGCUGGGAACAGGUAGUGGUGAUGUCAGGAUGGGGGUGGGACUUGGAGUCCAGUACUCUGGGAUUAAUUGAAGGGGCACAAUGUUCUUUUUCUUGCCCCUCCAGUUUCUGUGUUCCAUAUUUGUGUUGAACUCUAAAGCUUAUUAAAACAAACCUGAGAGAUUUUCCAUGA